AUGAAUCAAAGUGAAUUUAUAAACGAUACAUUACAAGUGUUAUUUUCACAUCAUGGUGCCGCACCACCUUUAUCUGAAAACGAAACGUUCAUAAUGGAAAACCAUACACUACUGCGUCCAACACAUUAUUCAACAUCAUUCCAACUUAUUGCGGCUACCAUAAGUGCUAUCAUUUUCAUAGUGGGUUUAAUUGGAAAUGUUUUAGUGGUAAUCGUUAUCGCAAGGACUAGAAGUAUGCAUACUCCGACCAACUGUUACUUGCUGAGUUUAGCCGUAGCGGAUAUUCUUGUUUUGUUAUCAGCAACAUUACCAGCCAUCCCUGAACCCUUUUUCCAAAUAGACGAGUGGAGGUUCGGCCGAGUUCUGUGUUCCUUGUUGAUCUUUUUACAGUACCUCGGAGUAGAUGCUUCUUCUGCGUCUAUAACCGCGUUUACAGUGGAACGGUACUUUGCUAUCUGUAAACCUAUGCGAGCUCAGACAAUGUGUACAGUAAAUAGAGCGAAAAAGAUUAUCGUUGGUAUUUGGAUAUUAACAACCAUAUAUUGUUCACCGUGGUUAGGACUAACUGACUUAAGACGGGUACAGCAAACCGAUGGGCAUAUCAUAGAAAAAUGUGAUUUCAGGUUAUCAAGAUCGUCAUAUUUGGCUUAUUUUAUGACGGAUUUGGUUAUAUUUUAUGUUAUUCCUUUUAUAAUAUCAGCCGUGUUGUACUGUUUAAUUGGACGUAUCCUGUUUUCGGAUAGUUUAAAUAUAAGUCGUGGAGAUAACAGAAGUGAUAUUCAUGCUAAAAGACAUUCCCAAGCUAGAGUUCAGGUAAGUUAUUCUGAACGGUUAACCAUUAUAACCAUACCAUUUUUUCCUCUCUUUCAGGUUGUCCGUAUGUUAUUCGUGGUUGUGCUGGUGUUUGCUACUUUAUGGAUGCCAUAUCGAGUUAUCGUAGUUUACAACUCAUUUGCUACCAACAAAUAUAUGGACCUAUGGUUUUUACUUUUUUCACGGUCAAUGGUGUAUAUAAACAGUGCUAUCAAUCCCAUUUUAUAUAAUGCUAUGUCAGUCAAAUUUCGUCGUGCCUUCAGAAAUCAUCUGUGCUGUGGUAGGUACAUCUUUUAUAACUUUAAGACUUGA
This is a messenger RNA of Lottia gigantea (owl limpet), 1125 nucleotides long. RefSeq lists its product as hypothetical. The record is from RefSeq and is a predicted model, not a curated record. Gene Ontology annotation, cellular component: membrane. Gene Ontology annotation, molecular function: thyrotropin-releasing hormone receptor activity. Gene Ontology annotation, biological process: G protein-coupled receptor signaling pathway. NCBI's taxonomy places the organism in Eukaryota, Metazoa, Mollusca, Gastropoda, Lottiidae. The coding region runs from base 1 to 1125 and encodes 374 amino acids. The transcript has 2 exons.